Molecule: messenger RNA, 865 nt
Organism: Notothenia coriiceps (black rockcod)
Lineage: Eukaryota; Metazoa; Chordata; Actinopteri; Perciformes; Nototheniidae
Exons: 1
Coding region: 363-674 (103 amino acids)
Biological process (GO): protein insertion into mitochondrial inner membrane from matrix
Cellular component (GO): mitochondrial inner membrane
Molecular function (GO): ribosome binding
Source: RefSeq, a predicted model, not a curated record
CUUAACCCCGUGACGUUUCACUCAGAGGUCAAGGAAUAGGAGAUAGGUUUAGAAUUUAGGAGCUGAUUUUUUGAUUAUUCGACCGCAACCCACAGCUGCUGGUAGUAAACAGCUCCUGCAGGGAAACGGUGUCACAUCGUUACUCUUCCCCAAAGAAACCAAACAUGACUAAAGAGUUGACUCCAAAAACAAACUAUCACAUCAUACAUACAUAAAACAAGGUGUUUGUUCUGCAGAUAGUGAACAUCGUAGGGUAUUAUCAGAAUUUGGAUUUGAUUAUUGUUUAUAUUUUUUAUAUUGGCAAUUUGUUCCUCAUCGGAAGAUGCAAGGGCACGGACAAGAAGGCUCCCGGGGGCACAAAGAUGGCGCUGCCCGUGCUGAGAGGGUUUCACAGGGUUUCAUCAACACUGAAAAUUACUCGUCUGUUUUUGAAUGAGAGUCCCGUCCUGAACUGGGGUGGGAGACCGCGGCUGCCCCCCCCUCCUGCGCAGCGGCCGUUCAGCUCGGCCGCCGGCGGGCAGCAGAACCAGAACCAGAAGGUGGUGGUGUUUGGCAUCCCGAACCCCUUCAUCUGGGUCCGAACCCGGAUGUACUACUUCCUGAUCCGAGCCUACUUUGAUAAAGAGUUCAGGAUCGAAGAGUUCUCAGAGGGAGCCAAGCAGGUACACCCGUGAGAAGAGAUGGGGCUGAAGUAAUGAGAUCCAUUUGAGAUUCUCCUUUUAUACAAUCAGUGUGGUGUAGACGUAACUAAGUACAUUCACUGAAGUACUGCACCUCAGUAUUUCCCUGUUAUGCUACUCUGUACUGCAAAUGAGAGAACAAUUGUGUACUUUUACUCCACUACAUGUAUUUAGUACCUUUAGUU